This is a messenger RNA of Symphalangus syndactylus (siamang), 3433 nucleotides long. It is a transcript of the gene POT1, whose product is annotated as protection of telomeres 1. Gene Ontology annotation, biological process: regulation of telomere maintenance via telomerase; telomere capping. The record is from RefSeq and is a predicted model, not a curated record. NCBI's taxonomy places the organism in Eukaryota, Metazoa, Chordata, Mammalia, Primates, Hylobatidae. Gene Ontology annotation, molecular function: telomerase inhibitor activity; G-rich strand telomeric DNA binding. Gene Ontology annotation, cellular component: nuclear telomere cap complex; chromosome, telomeric region.
UUCGCCAAACCUCCAGGCGCUAUCAGCGUGUGAACCUUGACGCAGCUUGUCCACCGCGGGCGAACAAGCGGCUAUGCCCAGGGAUCCUGCACGCAUGCGUGGAGCUGGACCGUCAGCGUGCGUGUGACGUCACGUGCGCGCCCGCCUAAACUCUUCCUAGGGUUCUUUCUAGAGUGCGGCAGCAAGUUGUCAAAUUCCCUAGUUGAAUUUGCUUUGGACAUCAGUGUGAAGCAGAACUGAUAUGCCACUUGAAUUAAUAAAGGAAGUCAAUGGGGUGCCUGAAGUUCAGCCGCUGAGUAAAUUACAUAAAGUAGAUUUCGGAUCCCUACAGCCAGGUUACAAUUAUAGCAAGAAAUACAUUCAGGGAAAACUUUCACUUCUCUCUUCUUUAACUUAUUGUGGAAAUAAAAGAGCUGUUUUGCAGAUUGGACUACAAGGUUCUACAGGAAAACAGAAAAAAAAUGGUCAUCUAUACUCCAACAUUUGCAUUUGGUGUAUAAUAUUUACUUUUGAAAACAUUUUUAAGUGGAACAGAGAAUAACAAGAGGACACCAUUGCAGUGGCUAGAUUUAUUGUUUUUUUAGCUUCUUCAUCUACAAGCAGAGAUGGUAAACCUUGCAUAUUUUUGAAAGCAUUUGAAGACCUCAAAUCAACUGUUUAUGGGUCUAUGCAGGAAAAAUUUUCAAUAUCAGCUCUGAUUUUCCACUUCUGUUGGACUGAUAGAAGUUUGCAUUCUUUUACAUUCUAUCCUGAGAACUGAAUAUUGCUGUGCUUCAGAUUUAAUCUGUUUAUGUCAAAUCUGUAAGAGAUUUUUCUACAGAAUCAAUGUCUUUGGUUCCAGCAACAAAUUAUAUAUAUACACCCCUGAAUCAACUUAAGGGUGGUACAAUUGUCAAUGUCUAUGGUGUUGUGAAGUUCUUUAAGCCCCCAUAUCUAAGCAAAGGAACUGAUUAUUGCUCAGUUGUAACAAUUGUGGACCAGACAAAUGUAAAAUUAACUUGCCUGCUCUUUAGUGGAAACUAUGAAGCCCUUCCAAUAAUUUAUAAAAAUGGAGAUAUUGUUCGCUUUCACAGGCUGAAGAUUCAAGUAUAUAAAAAGGAGACUCAGGGUAUCACCAGCUCUGGCUUUGCAUCUUUGACAUUUGAGGGAACUUUGGGAGCCCCUAUCAUACCUCGCACUUCAAGCAAGUAUUUUAACUUCACUACUGAGGACCACAAAAUGGUAGAAGCCUUACGUGUUUGGGCAUCUACUCAUAUGACACCGUCUUGGACAUUACUAAAAUUGUGUGAUGUUCAGCCAAUGCAGUAUUUUGACCUGACUUGUCAGCUUUUGGGCAAAGCAGAAGUGGACGGAGCAUCAUUUCUUCUAAAGGUAUGGGAUGGCACCAGGACGCCAUUUCCAUCUUGGAGAGUCUUAAUACAAGACCUUGUUCUUGAAGGUGAUUUAAGUCACAUCCAUCGGCUACAAAAUCUGACAAUAGACAUUUUAGUCUACGAUAACCAUGUUCAUGUGGCAAGAUCUCUGAAGGUUGGAAGCUUUCUUAGAAUCUAUAGCCUUCAUACCAAACUUCAAUCAAUGAAUUCAGAGAAUCAGACAAUGUUAAGUUUAGAGUUUCAUCUUCAUGGAGGUACCAGUUAUGGUCGGGGAAUCAGGGUCUUGCCAGAAAGUAACUCUGAUGUGGAUCAACUGAAAAAGGAUUUAGAAUCUGCAAAUUUGACAGCCAAUCAGCAUUCAGAUGUUAUCUGUCAAUCAGAACCUGACGACAGCUUUCCAAGCUCUGGAUCAGUAUCAUUAUACGAGGUAGAAAGAUGUCAACAGCUAUCUGCUACAAUACUUACAGAUCAUCAAUAUUUGGAGAGGACACCACUAUGUGCCAUUUUGAAACAAAAAGCUCCUCAACAAUACCGCAUCCGAGCAAAAUUGAGGUCAUAUAAGCCCAGAAAACUAUUUCAGUCUGUUAAACUUCAUUGCCCUAAAUGUCAUUUACUGCAAGAAGUUCCACAUGAGGGCGAUUUGGACAUAAUUUUUCAGGAUGGUGCAACUAAAACCCCAGAUGUCAAGCUACAAAAUACAUCAUUAUAUGAUUCAAAAAUCUGGACCACUAAAAAUCAAAAAGGACGAAAAGUAGCAGUUCAUUUUGUGAAAAAUAACGGUAUUCUCCCACUUUCAAAUGAAUGUCUACUUUUGAUAGAAGGAGGUACACUCAGUGAAAUUUGCAAACUCUCGAACAAGUUUAAUAGUGUAAUUCCUGUGAGAUCUGGCCACGAAGACCUGGAACUUUUGGACCUUUCAGCACCAUUUCUUAUACAAGGAACAAUACAUCACUAUGGAUGUAAACAGUGUUCUAGUUUGAGAUCCAUACAAAAUCUAAAUUCCUUGGUUGAUAAAACAUCGUGGAUUCCUUCUUCUGUGGCAGAAGUACUGGGUAUUGUACCCCUCCAGUAUGUGUUUGUUAUGACCUUUACGCUUGAUGAUGGAACAGGAGUACUAGAAGCCUAUCUCAUGGAUUCUGACAAAUUCUUCCAGAUUCCAGCAUCAGAAGUUCUAAUGGAUGAUGACCUUCAGAAAAGUAUGGAUAUGAUCAUGGAUAUGUUUUGUCCUCCAGGAAUAAAAAUUGAUGCAUAUCCGUGGUUGGAAUGCUUCAUCAAGUCAUACAAUGUCACAAAUGGAACGGAUAAUCAAAUUUGCUAUCAGAUUUUUGACACCACAGUUGCAGAAGAUGUAAUCUAAUAUUGCCAUCCAAUUUAGCAUACAUAAAAUGUUGCCACUCACCUUCCCUGUUUGAGCUUCUUUUCCUGCCCUGAGUUUUAUAUCAGCAAUGUUGAUGAUGUUAGCAUGGGUAUGGGAUUAGAAAAUGUCCUUACUUUAAAUCUCUUGGCUUUUACUGGGUGCAAGGUAAAUAAUGGCUAUGGAUUUUGUUUUGCUUUCUGUUUUGCUUUUGUACAAAGAGACCUGCUUAAACAAGUACUGCUGAGAUAAGUGUUUGUCUGAUCAAGCUACAGUGUACUUUAAGUAGAAAUGGCAAAGUUGCUUUGUUGGGGUGCUGAUACUGAUGAUUUUAGGAUAAAUUCAUUUCUUUAAACUUGUAAUACAUGGUUUUAUUGCUUGUUUCUCUCCAGGAUAGUAGAGAUUUCUCUAUUUCACCUCAACCUAAUAAAGUGGUCAGAUUUAUAAUGUUAAUGACUUAAUAUUAUCCUUUUCUAAUAUUCUCAUGUAAAAUAUGCUGGUAUGACAACUUACAACUAAUUGAAUGAGAUGUUAACUUAGUAAAAUAGUUUGAUUUUUACCUGACAGUGUUUGUCAAAUUUAAAAUCAUGAAUAUUCAAUUUUAUACAAACAUUUAUAUAUAUGUAUAGAUUUGUGUAUGUUAUUUGCCAAAGACAGAUAUAAAUUACCUGGUUUAAUAUUAGUGAAGAAUAAAUAAGUGCACACA